AGAAUGUCCGAAAUUUGGUAUUUGCUGGAUAAAAAUUUGACGGAUGCUUUUGUUGAGCGGCUUGAGCAACCCAGUCCCAAACCAAAUGGAAGUCGAUUUCGAUAUGUUUGGUGAGGCAGCGCUUGCUUACGAUCUUGCCGCACCAAAGUAUAGGGGCAGAGGUAACUGGGAAGCAGAGCUCGCUGACGAGAGAUGAUAGAGCUGAUGGGUGGGGCCUGUUGUUCACGGCAAAGUACAGCUGUUUCACCAAGCCAGGACUUUGAGCCAAGGCAGCUUUUUGCCCCUGCACCUCCAAUAUAUGUUGCUAGUGGGGCCUCCGAGCCAAGGAGGUUAUAUGUGGAGCAUUCAAACAUAGCUGUCCGUCAUAACAACCUGGAAGAGGUUCUUGAAGCAUUGGCACAUGCUGGCCUGGAGUCUUCCAAUCUUAUUGUUGGUAUUGACUUCACAAAGAGCAAUGAGUGGACAGGCACUGAGUCAUUCAACCGGAGAAGUUUGCAUCAUAUUGGAGAUGAACAAAAUCCCUAUGAACAGACGAUGUCUAUUAUUGGAAAAGCAUUGGCUUUCUUUAAUGAGAACAACUCGAUUCCUUGUUUUGGAUUUGGGGAUGCAACAACAUGUUACCAAGAAGUUUUCAGUUUCAAUCCAGAUGAGAAUUUAUGUAAUGGAUAUGAAGAAGUAUUGGGACGAUAUAGAGAAUUGGUACCUUAUGUACAGCUUGCAGGGCCAACAUCAUUUGCCCCUGUCAUUGAAAUGGCCAUCACAGUCAUUGAGAAAAGUGGUGGCCAGUAUCAUGUGUUACUGAUAAUAGCAGAUGGAAAGGCAGACACACUACACGAGGGGAAAACUUUUGAUGCAAUAGUAAAAGCAAGUGAGUAUCCUUUGUCAAUUAUUCUAGUUGGGGUCGGAGAUGGGCCAUGGGAUAGCAUGAGAGAAUUUAUUGAUAGCAUCCCUGAUCGCGUCUUUGAUAAUUUCCAGUUUGUGAAUUUUACAGAGAUAAUGUCAAAGAAUAUGGACCAACCCCAAAAAGAAGCAGAAUUUUCUCGUGCAGGCUUGAUUAAACUACCAUCUCAGUAUAAACAAAUCAAAGAGCUUAAUUUAUUGGGUGUUAGUAGAGGGAUGGCUAUUCACAGGGUUCCUCUUCCCCCACCUACGUAUACUACAGCUUCUUUCGGCACCCAAGAAUAUUCGCUUUGGUGCAACUUGAUUCUGAGUGCACCCACUUCCAAUGUAGAUCAUACGGUUUGUUACAUUUGCCAUGACAAUCCAGUGGACAUGGUCUUUGGUUGUGGACAUCAGACAUGCCGUUACUGUGGAGUCGGUCUUAAGUUAUGCCCCUUUUGCCGGCGUGCUAUCGAGACCAGAUUCGUGCUCUCUUAACAUCUUUUGUUCAGGAGAACUUUCUGGUCACCUUAAAAAUUCAACUCUAUUAAAUUUGCCUGUACUUUUGGUUACGAGUUGGAUGCUGGAUUUAGCUCUGAACACUGCAUCAGAUCUUUUUCUUAGUACACUUCUGUUUUGUUAAUUUCUGGUGUGUUUUCUAUAAUAAUGACAGGGAUAAUGCUGGUAACUACUAC
Messenger RNA from Juglans microcarpa x Juglans regia, 1574 nucleotides. Its product is annotated as E3 ubiquitin-protein ligase RGLG1-like. Lineage: Eukaryota; Viridiplantae; Streptophyta; Magnoliopsida; Fagales; Juglandaceae. The record is from RefSeq and is a predicted model, not a curated record. The transcript is spliced from 12 exons. Bases 193 to 1377 code for a protein of 394 amino acids.